Messenger RNA from Ricinus communis (castor bean), 2112 nucleotides. Its product is annotated as E3 ubiquitin-protein ligase At1g63170. The coding region runs from base 498 to 1760 and encodes 420 amino acids. Gene Ontology annotation, molecular function: zinc ion binding. The transcript is spliced from 6 exons. NCBI's taxonomy places the organism in Eukaryota, Viridiplantae, Streptophyta, Magnoliopsida, Malpighiales, Euphorbiaceae. The record is from RefSeq and is a predicted model, not a curated record.
AAUCUUACACACUCUCUCUCUUCACAAAACAAGAGAAGAAAAAAAAAAAAAAAACGUUUCGCUCUCCCUCUAUGCCGGAGAGCUGGCGUUAGCGAAAAGAAAUGGAGUAGAAAGCUGACGCUUAAAUUUUCUCGAGAAAAUGACAGAAAGUAAAAGAAAAUAAAACUUAGCUUCAAGCCCUUCUCUUUGAGCGUCUGAAAGCAUUAGCCUAUUUUAUUAUAUAAAUCCGGUUUUCUAAUCAAGAUAUUGUUAGUUUUUGAUGUGUGUAUCUGCAUCAUUCUCACCUGUAUUUAAAAAUUAAAAAAAUAAAAGCAAAAGCAAAGACAACAUUCGAGAAGUCUAAAAUGAUUUGCAGUUGCAAGUGUUUCAUGUUGCUUUGAUUUCUUCACUGAGGGCAACAGAUAAGUUGAGUGUUGAUUGAGGGAGAUUUUAAGCAGAUAGUUAGAAAUAUCCCUAACUGAUGUUUUCAUGCCUUCUAAGUCGGUUGUCAGGCUUAGAUGGACACUACUUCUUUUGAACCAAAUAGUACCAUACCCACCCAAAUUGAUCAGUAUCCAUUGCUGAUGGAACGGAUGGACAGCCAUGAUGAUCAUGAGCACAUAAUUAGCAUAACAGGAAAUGAAGAUGGUUCAUCAAACUCAUCUCACAAUGGUCAGCCUCCUGAUAUAGACUUACCUUAUCAUGAAGAUAGAUCUAGCAGUGCACAUCAAUCUUCUUCAUCUUCCUUAAAUAGAUUAAACUCUAGGAAUUCAACAUUUGCAAGGAGAGGUGAUGGAUAUGACCGUCGGCGCAGGAGUCCAUUGAACUCUGGGUUAUGGAUUUCUAUUGAGCUAUUUGUCACUGUGGGUCAGAUUAUAGCAUCUAUUGUUGUUUUGUCAUUGUCAAGAAAUGAAAAUCCGCAGGCCCCAUUAUUUGCAUGGGUUGUGGGUUAUGCAUCUGGUUGUGUUGCAACACUUCCCAUUCUUUACUGGCGUUUUCGUAACCGCAACCAGAGUGGCCAGCAAGAUUCUCAUCAGUCUCAUCAAGGCUCUUCCCAGAACAAUCCUCCUGACACUUCAUCGUAUACAGCCAUUUCUGUCACUCAAGCUUCAGAAGAGGAUAAUUUUCGCUCAGAAUUAGCCAUAGCAAAUGGUCAAACUGGCAGACAAAGUUCACGGCUCAAUGGAUUGAUGGACCAUUUCAAGAUGGCCCUAGAUUGCUUCUUUGCAGUGUGGUUUGUUGUGGGCAACGUUUGGAUUUUUGGAGGUCACUCAACUCCUACUGAUGCUCCAAAAUUGUACAAAUUAUGUAUAGUGUUCCUUACUUUUAGCUGUAUAGGAUAUGCAAUGCCAUUCAUACUAUGUGCAACAAUUUGUUGCUGCCUGCCUUGCAUAAUAUCUCUCCUAGGUUUCCGGGAGGAUUUUUCUCAAACUAGGGGAGCCACCACGGAAUCCAUUAAUAGUUUGCCAAUAUACAAGUUCAAGUUACAGAAGAGUGAGAGUGUCAAUGAUCAUGACAACUCGGGGACUGGUGAAGGUGGUGUUUUGGCUGAAGGGACAGAAAAGGAGCGUGCAAUAUCAGGAGAAGAUGCGAUUUGCUGUAUUUGCUUGAAUAAGUAUGCUGAUAAUGAUGAGCUGAGGGAGCUACCCUGUUCCCAUGUAUUCCAUGUGGAUUGCGUGGAUAAGUGGUUGAAGAUCAAUGCUUCUUGUCCGCUGUGUAAAAGUGAGCUUGGUGAGAGCAGCAGUGCUCAACCAUCGGCCAGAGACUCCAGCCAGCAGUAGAUAAAACAAGAAUGAUGGUGGAAGAAUCAGUUAAAAUUAUAUAUUGAUUGUUAUUGCAAGCCUGGGGCAGAUCGUCAAGUGCACCUCAGCAUGCUAAAUUUUGUUUUACAGGGUAAUGUAAAUGGCAAUAGGAGUUUGUUUUUACCGUAGCAUUAGAUCUUUCAAAUCUCUCUGUUUUUUUUGUAAAUGCAAGAUAGGGGACAAGGAAGCACUUUGCUUUCUAACCUGUUAUAGCCUUUGCGUCCGAGAAAAUAACAAAGAUGUUCCCGCUUAAACUGUGGCCACCAUUUGGCGCCCUUAAGAUGAUGAUUUCUCUAUCAAUACAGAGCCUAUCUUUAUGAUUGUUACUGAA